UUUAAAUUCUGUCUUCAUGGAUCUUCCGAAAGAAAACUUAACGUACAGAGCAUGGCUACCAUUCGAUUAUACGCUACCUUCUGUAUUUUAUCUCGUGUUCACUCACCAAUUGAUAGGCAUGAUGAUCACUGCGGCCGUGAAUGUUGCCUGCGACAGUUUGGUAUCCGGAUUCCUUCAGCAGAUUUGCUGUCAAUUAGAAAUUCUGAAGUAUCGUUUGACAAAAGUCUUACACGAUCAUCAUAUCUUGCGUGAUUGUAUACAUCAUCACAAUCGUAUAUAUGAAUAUGCAUAUACAGUAAAUCGCAGAUUUAAGAUGAUAAUUGCUCUCCAAUUUGCAGUGAGCAUGCUAGUGGUAUGUGCUAAUUUAUACAAACUGGCUUCCAUUACUGAAUUGAAGAUCAAUGGAGGUCUUAUUACAUUGAUAUUGUAUACGGCCUGUAUGUUGUCGCAAAUAUUUAUCUAUUGUUGGUUUGGAAACGAACUCAAGUUAAAAAGCCUUACGGUAGCUGAUGGCAUAUAUAAUAUGGAGUGGCAAAUGCUUAACAAUAGUAGCCAAAAAGCUCUCUUAUUAAUUAUGAGACGUUCAGUAAUUCCAAUUGAAUUUAAUAGUAUAGUCAUCAUCACAUUGAAUCUUGAUUCGUUUGUGUCUUUACUUAAAGCAUCAUACUCGGCUUACAAUGUGCUUAAACCAAGAACUUCUCAAAUGCAUGUGUUGAAAUUUACACUUAUAAUCUGCGCGCUCGCCGGAUGCUGGCAGCCGCUUUCAUGGACAUCAUUGUUUAAGCAUAUAAUUUACAAAGCUUACGCAACAUUUCUGAUCUCCUCAUUAUAUGCAUUUCUGAUGUCCCAAUUCGUGGACAUUGUGCUAAAUGUUGGUAAUUCUGAUGAAUUUGUCAAUGCCUUAUAUAUGAUGUUGACUGUGCUUGUAGCGGGCUAUAAACAAGCUCAUAUGUGGAUAGAUCGCAAGAAUAUCAUAGUGAUAAUAAAUAUUCUUACUAAAAAACCAUUUGCGCCAUAUGAAACACACGAAGUGAUAAUUCAAGAAAAAUUUGAAAAAUUGACAACGAACAAUACACGGCGGUAUUUAAUCAUUGUUACAAUGUCAAUCUUAUCGAUAAUUUCGACAUCUGUCUCUACAGAUUUAAUGAAAAGAAAUCUGACGUAUAAGGCUUGGUUGCCUUUUGACUAUUCAUCCUCAGCUACAUACUUUUUUGUAUAUAUUCAUCAAACGAUAGCCACGUCGACCUCGGGUAUAGUUAAUGUCGCUUGUGAAAGUUUAAUUUGUGGAUUUUUGCUACAUAUUUGUGGCCAGUUUGAAAUUUUGGAGUAUCGAUUGUCAAAACUCUCACACGAUCAAAACAUUUUAGGCGACUGUGUUCGUCAUCACAAUCUUCUUUUCGAAUAUGCAUAUACAAUAAACAAUAUAUUUGCGAAAAUAAUUGCUAUUCAGUUUGCGGUGAGCAUGUUGGUAGUAUGCUCAAAUAUGUAUCGAAUAGCUAUGGCGACAGAUUAUUUCAGCCUCAUUCCAUUGAUAAUGUAUACGAGUGCUAUAUUAAUGCAAAUUUUUAUUUAUUGCUGGUUUGGAAACGAAAUCAAGUUAAAAAGUCUUCAAUUGGUGAAUAACAUUUAUAAUAUGGAGUGGGUCGCACUUAGCAAUAGCAACAAAAAAGCUCUGUUAUUAAUUAUGAAGCGCGCAAUGAUUCCCAUUCAAUUUAGUAGUGCUCAUAUAGUUACGAUGAAUGUCGAUUCAUUUGUAGCUUUGCUUAAGAUGUCGUACUCGAUUUUCAAUUUGCUGCAUCAAACGCAAGAAAAGUAA
Molecule: messenger RNA, 1816 nt
Organism: Cataglyphis hispanica
Lineage: Eukaryota; Metazoa; Arthropoda; Insecta; Hymenoptera; Formicidae
Product: odorant receptor 46a-like
Exons: 10
Coding region: 17-1816 (599 amino acids)
Biological process (GO): sensory perception of smell; detection of chemical stimulus involved in sensory perception of smell
Cellular component (GO): plasma membrane
Molecular function (GO): olfactory receptor activity; odorant binding
Source: RefSeq, a predicted model, not a curated record